This is a messenger RNA of Penicillium waksmanii, 336 nucleotides long. RefSeq lists its product as uncharacterized. The transcript is spliced from 2 exons. Bases 1 to 336 code for a protein of 111 amino acids. NCBI's taxonomy places the organism in Eukaryota, Fungi, Ascomycota, Eurotiomycetes, Eurotiales, Aspergillaceae. The record is from RefSeq and is a predicted model, not a curated record.
AUGCCAAUCAACCCGCCCACCCGCGACGGGACCUUUGGAACUGGUCAACUGCCACGAUUCGUCGCCUUGAAAGAAAAGACUCCGAUCUCGAAGAUCAACUCAGGAUUUGGGCACAUCAUCUCCUCUCCUCCACGCUACGCUACGCUACUCUACUCUACCCCUCUUGGCUACUCGUACCUAUCAAUCAUCUCCACUCCACCGCCAUCCCGUCUUCCCCGUGGUAUGGAAGAGCUGAAAUUAGCUCCAUUUACGGGGGCAUCCGACACUCACACUACACCUACACACCUCCGCCUCACUCUGUCCCUGUCCCAAAUUGGUAGCGACUAUGGAGUAUAG